AUGAGAGUUGCUUUUGAGAGCACCGUUCGUUUGCUUAUGGGCUUUACGAAAAUUGGAAAUGAAAGAAUGGGAGCUUUUAAAUUGGAACUGCGCUGUCCACAGAGAGUGCACGACAUUGCAAUUGACCCAGAACCCCAUUGGAGUUUUGAUUCUCUAUCAUCAGAGCUCAAUUCACUUGAAAAGAAGCUCCAUGACUCCUCUUCAGUUCCUGUUCCUUUCACCAAAGUUCAAUCUCGGUACUCUGUUUUCUCCAUUUGUUCGGGUUUCUCUUAG
Messenger RNA from Dovyalis caffra, 273 nucleotides. The record is from the annotation of a GenBank genome assembly. Lineage: Eukaryota; Viridiplantae; Streptophyta; Magnoliopsida; Malpighiales; Salicaceae.